Messenger RNA from Pelobates cultripes (western spadefoot toad), 495 nucleotides. Lineage: Eukaryota; Metazoa; Chordata; Amphibia; Anura; Pelobatidae. The record is from the annotation of a GenBank genome assembly.
AUGUUUGUCAUACUGGGUUCCCUGGUCGGUGUUUGCUGUUGUAAAUGUCUGAAACCUAACAUUGAGACACAAGGAACUGGACCCACAUCCACCCAGAGCCGCCUCCUGUCCACAGAUCAAUCUAGAGACCUCUCUAGGAAUUCAGGUUCCAGCUCAAGCUUAGCACCUCGGGCAUCUCUGGCCAUCCGCCCUCAAAACAUCAGUUCUCUGGGUGCUGAAAACCAUAACAUGUAUAUUAAUAUGCCUACAACCUUCUCCACAAUGGGGUUCGCUCAGGGUGCUCAAUUUAUGUGCCCACCAACAGCUGGCACUCCUUUCAUGAACUAUGGUGUGCCACCUGAACACAGUAUAAUGUUAACGCCUGCUACUUACAUUGAUGUUAGGAGCUGCUAUGGACAGUCUUUAAAUCCUUAUGGACACAAUUUAAAUACAUAUCCUCCAGUGACCCAACAGACUGAGUAUAUCAUGGCAAAUGAAUCACCCACAAAAUGUUGA